Messenger RNA from Uranotaenia lowii, 926 nucleotides. RefSeq lists its product as uncharacterized. The transcript has 4 exons. The record is from RefSeq and is a predicted model, not a curated record. NCBI's taxonomy places the organism in Eukaryota, Metazoa, Arthropoda, Insecta, Diptera, Culicidae. Bases 135 to 749 code for a protein of 204 amino acids.
GUAUCAAAGUUGACCGUUCUUGUCAAAAUCGUCACAAGCUUACUUCGAUGAAAAGCUGGCCCUAAAUUAACUACACGCGCUACACAUCAAUUUAUUUAGUGUUUUGAUUAUACUUGCUCGCGAGUGUCACAGCGAUGGCUUCAAGACAAUCCAGUUUCUUGGAUAAAAUCAAACAAACCGAUCUUGAAAAGUCGAAAAUGACCGAAACGAUUCUGGCCGUGAAGAAAAAGAAGGAAGAACUAGAUAGACGCAUACUGGAAUUGAAGGGUUCUCUUUCGAAUCGACAAAGCCAACUGGAGGUGCUACAGAAACGCUGUGAGGAAUCUAAACUGCAACUCACCGAACUAGCUUCCAACGAAAAACGCGUUGACGCUAUUCACGAGAUUGAACAUAUACGCCAUGAGAAACUUCGUUGUUUGGUGCAGGAGCACAAGGCAGCAAUCGAUCGACUCACUUCGAAGAAUAAAGAUCAAUUCCGCAACCGUAUCACCUGUCCCAACGUAGCCUCACCGUAUCAACUAUCCGCAGCUAGUUAUACGCGUGAGUACCAGCUCGAUGAGAGAGAAGGCACUUUGAAUGAAUUGCAGCGUUCCCUGGAGAAACGGGAACAGAACCUGGUAAUCAAAAAGAAUCACAACACUGCCAGAAUCGUACGGCUACGAAAGUUGCUCCAGACCAACGAAACAAAGCGUGCAACGUGCAAGGAACAGCUGGUUGCGCUCAAAUCGCGUAACACCCGGCGCUACUAGUUAAUCUUGUCGUUUGAACAGGCGCCAGGUUAAAAAGAACAAGAACUCGGUGAAAGUUAUCAAACUGCAACCCAGGAAAAAACCACCGAGACCACCGAUAUAAACUGAAAUGGUUCGAAUUGUACAAGUUGAUUUAGUAUAUUUUUAGCACUGAAUAAAAUUGUUAUUACCAAAGAC